CCUUUUCGUUUUGUAAAAUUUGUGGCUGACAGUGACACGCAGAGAGCGUUCGUCUAAUAAAUAUAAUUUUUGUAAAUAUAUUAAAGAAUGUCGAAAAAUAAAGAUCGUGAGGAGACAGACAAACAAACUCGUAUUGCUAUAGUCAGCGACGACAAAUGCAAACCCAAAAGAUGUCGACAGGAAUGCAAAAAAACAUGUCCUGUAGUAAGAAUGGGAAAGCUUUGUAUUGAAGUAACACCUAAUUCCAAAAUAGCAUCGUUGUCAGAAGAAUUAUGUAUAGGUUGCGGCAUUUGCGUAAAAAAAUGCCCUUUUGAUGCGAUCACUAUCAUUAAUAUCCCAAGCAAUUUAGAUAAACAUACAACUCACCGUUUUUCUAAAAAUUCUUUUAAAUUGCAUCGUCUACCUAUUCCAAGACCUGGAGAAGUUUUAGGGCUUGUGGGGCAAAAUGGAAUUGGAAAGUCAACAGCACUAAAAAUUUUGGCUGGAAAGCAAAAGCCAAAUUUAGGCCGAUAUGUUGAUCCUCCAGAUUGGACUGAAAUUUUAACCUACUUCCGGGGAUCUGAGUUACAAAAUUACUUUACAAAAAUUUUGGAAGAUAACUUAAAAGCUUUAAUUAAGCCUCAAUAUGUUGAUCAAAUUCCGCGUGCCGUUAAAGGUGCUGUAGGUGUAGUAUUAGAUAAAAAGGAUGAAAGAAGCAAUCAGGAUGUUAUUUGCAAUAUGUUGGAUUUGACAAACAUAAGAGAUCGUGAAAUUCAAGCUUUAUCUGGUGGAGAACUUCAGAGAUUUGCAAUAGCAAUAACAUGUAUUCAAAAUGGUGACAUAUUUAUGUUUGAUGAACCAUCGUCAUAUUUAGAUGUAAAACAAAGACUAAAUGCUGCUUUAACCAUACGCCAUUUAAUUGAACCAUUAAAAUUUAUUAUUGUUGUUGAACACGAUCUGUCGGUACUCGAUUAUUUAUCUGAUUUUAUAUGCUGUCUUUAUGGUGUUCCUGGUUGCUAUGGUGUAGUAACUAUGCCUUUCUCAGUUCGUGAGGGGAUAAACAUAUUUUUAGAUGGUUUUGUACCAACAGAAAAUAUGAGAUUCAGAACGGAAUCAUUAACAUUUAAGGUUUCUGAAUCAGCUACGGAAGAAGAAAUCAAACGUAUGAAUCACUACAUAUAUCCACAAAUGUCAAAAACUUUAGGAAGAUUCAAGUUAAACGUGCAACAAGGACAAUUUAGUGACUCCGAAAUAUUGGUUUUAUUAGGAGAAAAUGGAACCGGUAAAACAACAUUUAUUCGAGUGCUUGCUGGAAAUUUAAAACCCGAUGAAGGCUCAGAAGAAUUGCCAGUUUUGAAUAUUUCGUACAAACCGCAAAAAAUUUCACCAAAGCAUCAAGGUACUGUUAAGAUGCUUCUGCACGAAAAAAUCCGUGACGCAUACGUUCACCCACAAUUCGUAGCUGAUGUUAUGAAACCAAUGAAAAUCGAAGAAAUUAUGGACCAAGAAGUUCAAAAUCUAUCGGGAGGAGAAUUACAACGAGUCGCGCUUGUUUUAUGUUUGGGAAAACCGGCCGAUGUUUAUUUGAUUGAUGAACCUUCGGCUUAUUUAGAUUCUGAACAACGUUUAGUUGCAGCAAAAGUGAUUAAAAGAUAUAUUCUUCACGCUAAAAAGACGGGUUUUGUUGUAGAACACGAUUUUAUAAUGGCUACUUAUUUGGCAGAUCGUGUUAUUGUUUUAGAAGGAACACCAUCUGUUGAAACGACAGCAUAUUCACCUCAAUCACUUUUAAAUGGAAUGAACCGAUUCCUAGAACUUUUGGGUAUUACUUUUCGUCGUGAUCCUAAUAAUUUCCGGCCACGUAUUAAUAAAAAUUCUUCAGUAAAGGAUAUCGAACAAAAACGAGCUGGGCAAUAUUUCUUCUUUGAAGAAGAGAACUAACACUCUUCACUUAAAGUUUAAGAAAAUGAUAGAACGAAAUUAAAUCUAGUGACAUAAAAUUCUUUAUAGAAAAUGAAGCUGAUUGAACUAGAUAGAUUAAAACUGUAUAAUUUCGGCAUAUUUUCUAUUAAGUCAAAAAUGUUUUUGAUAUGUUGAGGUGUACAAUUAUUUUAUUGAAACAACACUUGUGCUAAGCAAAUAAUAUACUACAUACUUAACAAUAAAGGAGAAUGUUGUUCAUAAGCCUAA
Messenger RNA from Condylostylus longicornis, 2169 nucleotides. It is a transcript of the gene pix, whose product is annotated as protein Pixie. The record is from RefSeq and is a predicted model, not a curated record. Lineage: Eukaryota; Metazoa; Arthropoda; Insecta; Diptera; Dolichopodidae. Gene Ontology annotation, biological process: ribosomal subunit export from nucleus; translational termination; translational initiation. The transcript is spliced from 8 exons. Gene Ontology annotation, molecular function: ATP binding; iron ion binding; ATP hydrolysis activity. The coding region runs from base 88 to 1920 and encodes 610 amino acids.